Molecule: messenger RNA, 2416 nt
Organism: Pollicipes pollicipes
Lineage: Eukaryota; Metazoa; Arthropoda; Thecostraca; Pollicipedomorpha; Pollicipedidae
Product: serine/threonine-protein phosphatase 6 regulatory subunit 3
Exons: 14
Cellular component (GO): cytosol; nucleus
Molecular function (GO): protein phosphatase binding; protein phosphatase regulator activity
Source: RefSeq, a predicted model, not a curated record
GUCAUCUCCUGCGCUUCACUGAUUUGGGUGUUAAUCUUAGCAAGGUUGAACAAUGUUCUGGAAAUUUCAUGCUGCACCAUCAGCAAGUGUAGAUGAACUUCUAAGCAAAGAGAAUGUAACCCUAGAACAAUUAUUGGAUGAAGAGGACAUUAUACAAGAAUGCAAGGCUCAGAACAGCAAAGUCAUUGAUUUCCUGACACAGCCGGACAUGAUGAUGUCGCUGGUGUCGCACAUGGUGACGGAGCCGGACCCGAGUGGCGACGUGACGGCACAGUACCGCUAUGCCAACAUGGCCUCCGAGAUUGUGACGUGCAACAUCCCAGCCAUCAUCGACCAGCUGGCGUCCGAGCGGCCGCUGCUGCAGCGGCUCUAUGGCCUGCUGGAGCAGGACGUGCCGCUCAACCCGCUGCUGGCCAGCUUCUUCUCCCGCACCCUGGCGCUGCUCAUUGUCCGCCGACCCGACCAGAGUUGGUACUCCUAUCAGUUCAACUGCUUACAGGUAUUAGAAUUCCUUAAGUCCAUGGAGACGUUCAUCGACCUGGUGCUGAAGCACCUGGGCACCUCGGCCAUCAUGGACCUGACGUGCAAUCUCAUCUCGGGCAUCGAGGCGCCCGAGUACCGGCAGAACGCGCUCAACUGGCUGAACGACCAGCGGCUGGCGCAGCGGCUGGCCGAGCUGAUGGCCGACUCGCAGCAUCCAGAGCGCCAGGCCAACGCCGGCCAGGUGGUCAUCUCGGUGGUCAGCUGCGCCAGGCAGAUGGCGCAACAGCUGGCGCCCGGCGAGAAGGAGCCCAACCCGCUCGUCUCCACCAUCGAAACGGUGGAGUUCGUCUCGACGGUGCUGGACGGCGUGCUUGGCGACGGCCGGACGGAGGCCGGCCUGGUGAACGCCGUGCUGGUGCUGCGGCUGCUGCUGGACACGGGCCGCCAGGGCGCGCCGUACGCGCAGAACGAGGCCGACGAGGAGUCGCCGCCCCAAGAGCCGGCCAGCGUGCAGGCGGUGACGGAGGCGGUGCUCCCGCGGCUGGCCGAGCUGCACGCCGUGCUGCUGGCGCCGCCGCCGCGGCCGCCGGUCAACACCACCUGCGGCCGGCUGAGCCCGCCGCUCGGCGCCACGCGGCUGCAGCUGGCGCGGCUGACGGCGGCGCUGCUCGCUGCCAACCGGCACCCGGUCAACCGGGAGCUGGCGCGGCUCGGCACGGUGGACGUCCUGCUGGACCUGUUUUUCCAGUAUACACUGAACAAUUUCCUUCACUCACAAGUAGAACAAUGCAUUGGUCUGAUCCUGGAUGCGGAGCCGCAGGAGAACGAGGAGGGCAAGAGCUGUCAUCCACUUCUAGUACAUAUAUUCACAAAGACAAAGCUGGUGCAGAGAAUACUGCAGGGCAUGGAGGAACCCCAGACGAACGGCGAGACCUCGGAACAGAAACGGUGCUGCCGGUCACUGCGAGCCUACUGCGGCCACCUGGUCAACAUGGCCAACAAGAUCUGCUCGGCGUGCGAGAAAGGCCCAAACGCCGAGCUGGUGCAGCGCCAGCUGGACGCGCUGCCCGAGCCCAUCCGGGCCGCCUGGCAGGCCUUCAAGGAGGCCAAACUCAACCGCAUUAACGAACAGAACAAGCCGGUGUUGCCCGACACCAAGCAGGACUCGAGCAGCGACUCGGACUACCGCGGAGUCACGGACGCCCAACAGGCAGCCAUACUGAGGACGUUCCACAACUUCCAGCUGCUAAACGCCGGCACUGGCAGCGGCCUGUCCGACCAGAUGGGGCACAGCGACGACGAGUACAACGACAUCGGCGACGUGCUCAGCGCGCCGUCGGAGCAGCUGACACCGGUGGGCCUGCUGGCGCUGGACGCGGCCGUCGAGCAGCGGCCGUCGGCGGCCGAGCUGUUCGCACAGCAGUGCGCGGAGCGGUUCGGCGGCCCGGACGAGACAGAGCCGUGGUCGGCGCGCCGGGCCGCCAGCCUCGAGCGCUGCCACUCGAGCUCGGACGAGGAGGACGGCGACGAGCCCGAGCCUGGCGACGAGCCGGCGCCCGGCCACAUCUCCAUGGAGGUGGACACGAGCGACCCGUGGGCCGAGGCCAGUGCCGCCCACCCGGUCGCCAUGGACACCAACCUGUGGGAGUCGGCGCCGGCCGCCGACCCGGCCGCCAGCGACUGGGCCGACUUCGCCGCCUUCCCGGCGCCGGCCGCCGUGCCGGCCUCGCCGCCGCGCGAGAGCAAAGGGGGAGGUGACUCGGCGACCGAGCCGACGGCCGGCUUCCAUGCCAACUUCGAGGCGGCGUUCUCGCACACGUGCGCGCUGCAGGAGGGCCAGCUAUCGCCACCGCCGCCCGAGCAGCCUCCGCCACCGCCUCCGCAGCAGCAGAAGCAACAGCAGCAACAGCAGCAGCAGCAACAACAGCAGCCG